GUUAUCUCGGAUAUUGUCAAAGUGUUAUUUUUUUAAUGUUUUGACGUUUUGUUCUGUAAUAAAAACACAAUAAUACAACCUCGUUCUGUAGUUAACAAUCACUUUAUAUUCUUGUUUGAUAUGCCGUUUAUUGUGCUUCCCGGCUCCUCAAACCGUUGACACGUUUCAUCAGCAUAGAAUAAAGAGAAGUUGCUUGUCAUGAGAUCAUUGAUCAUCGAGUGGUGACAACUUCUUUGUGGUCACAGUUUACAUGAAAUAUUGAAAUAUUUGAUUAUUUCAAUUUUCUAUAAACUGUAGUUUGUAGGAGAGUUCUGUUGUCCUGUGCCAGUGGUAUAAAACUCUUGAAUAUUAUAAUAAAUAGGUUUAUAGGUAAAAUAAUAAAAGUAAACUCGCUCAUCAAAAAAUUUGACUAGAUAUAUCAAUAGAUUUAAAAUUUUUUUUCAUUGUCGUAACUGUUAUGAAAUAUUGAAAUGAAUUAUGAAGUCUCAAUAUUAUCACUGUGCAAUUAUACUCUUAUUUAAACUCAUAGUAAACAGCAUAGCAUCUCAAAAUGACGAUGACCAUGUUGAUUUAUCACUCUCCAAACAGAAGCAAAAAUCAAUUCAAACCUCAAAUAUGAAUAAUGCAACACAUCCCAGGAUGAUACGUCACGAAGAUGAUUUGGAACGUAUGGUCUCCUCUGAGCACAAGGCUUGUUCAAGUAUGCCAUAUCCAAGUAUCAGUUGUCAUAUGAAUACGACAUGUGUGUAUGGAAAUCAAACAAUUGCUGUAUGCAAAGCUAAUGUAGAUUGUUUGGGAGAAAAUACAUUUGCUAAAAACUUGACUUGUCGGUUUUGUUAUCAGACAGAGUUCUGGGAAUAUGAAUGUGUGAAAAAAAUCUGUAAUUCUGCUGCUUCUCCACCAACUUAUUACCGGACUAAUUGUACAGUGAACAGAGAUGUUUUGUGUUUGGGACGAAGAACAUUUUUAAAAAGAUUGCGCUGCAAUUGGACAGGUGGCCACCGGUGGUCUACUGCUUUAAUUUUAAGUAUUACUCUAGGAGGAUUUGGUAUAGACAGGUUUUACUUGGGACAUUGGCAAGAAGGCAUAGGCAAACUAUUCAGUUUUGGAGGCCUUGGCGUUUGGACACUUAUUGAUGUAUUAUUAAUAUCUAUCAGAUACCUUGGUCCAGCAGAUGGUUCUCUAUACUUGUAAGAAAAUAUUAAAAUAUUGGUUGUAAUAAAUUUGCAUUAAAUAUAUAAUUUAUAAUCAUAAAUAUUC
Myzus persicae (green peach aphid) is the source of this 1260-nucleotide messenger RNA. RefSeq names its product TM2 domain-containing protein almondex (gene amx). Bases 478 to 1194 code for a protein of 238 amino acids. The record is from RefSeq and is a predicted model, not a curated record. The transcript has 6 exons. Lineage: Eukaryota; Metazoa; Arthropoda; Insecta; Hemiptera; Aphididae.